AUGGCUUUCGCCGUCGCCUCCAAGAGGGCCCCGCUGGCCGUGGCCGGCCUCCUCAACAAGCUCCUCCUCGCCGCGCCGUCCGCCUCCGCCUCCGGGGCCGCGCCCGCCGCCGCAGCGCUCCGCCCAGCCCCAGCGUGCGUCGUCGCUGCCCGCCGCCUCUUCAGCUCUGGCGGCGCGCCGUUCCGCCGCGACGACUUCGACAGCAGCGAGGAGUACAGCGGCGACGAGGAUGUCGUCUACGAUCGCCUCCGUUCGCGCGGCUUCUCCGUCUCCAUGUUCUCCUCAGCAGGCGAGCCGAUGAGCCUGGGCCGGCUGCUGGCGCUGAUGGAGGACAAGGCAGCGGCGGCGCCAAGGCGCGAGUGCUGGGUGUCGAAGGAGGACGCCGACGCGGUGAAGCUGAAGGUGGCGAUGCCGGGGCUGGGCAAGGAGCACGUGAAGGUGUGGGCGGACCAGGUCGGCCUGAUGAUCGAGGGGGAGGGCGACAAGGACACCGAGUACGACGACGAGGAGGAGGCCCCGGCGUGGUACGGCCGCCGCAUCGAGUUCCCGGCGGACACUUUCAAGAUGGACCAGAUCAAGGCUGAGAUGAAGCAUGGGGUGCUCAAGGUCACCGUGCCCAAGAUCAAGCUCGAGGAGCGCGAGAACUUCCAGGUCAAGGUCGAGUAG
Molecule: messenger RNA, 666 nt
Organism: Miscanthus lutarioriparius
Lineage: Eukaryota; Viridiplantae; Streptophyta; Magnoliopsida; Poales; Poaceae
Source: the annotation of a GenBank genome assembly